Sugiyamaella lignohabitans is the source of this 1854-nucleotide messenger RNA. RefSeq names its product acetolactate synthase catalytic subunit (gene ILV2). Gene Ontology annotation, biological process: L-valine biosynthetic process. Lineage: Eukaryota; Fungi; Ascomycota; Dipodascomycetes; Dipodascales; Trichomonascaceae. The transcript has a single exon. Gene Ontology annotation, cellular component: mitochondrion; acetolactate synthase complex. The record is from RefSeq and is a predicted model, not a curated record. Gene Ontology annotation, molecular function: thiamine pyrophosphate binding; magnesium ion binding; flavin adenine dinucleotide binding. The coding region runs from base 1 to 1854 and encodes 617 amino acids.
AUGGACGAUUCGUUUAUUGGCCUGUCGGGAGGCCAAAUUUUCCACGAGAUGAUGCUGAGACACAAUGUCGAGGCCAUUUUUGGCUACUCGGGAGGUGCCAUUCUGCCGGUGUUUGACGGUAUUUUCAACUCUCCUCAUUUCCAGUUUAUUAUGCCUCGUCAUGAACAGGGCGCUGGUCAUAUGGCCGAGGGUUAUGCUCGUGCUACUGGUAAACCAGGUGUUGUUGUUGUAACUUCCGGUCCUGGUGCUACUAAUGUCGUUACUCCUAUGCAGGACGCUCUUUCUGAUGGUACUCCUAUGGUCGUUUUCACUGGUCAAGUGCCUACUUCAUCUAUUGGUACUGAUGCUUUCCAAGAGGCUGAUGUCGUCGGUAUCACCAGAAGUUGCACUAAAUGGAACGUUAUGGUCAAGUCCAUUGAAGAGCUUCCUCGUCGUAUCAACGAGGCAUUUGAAAUCGCUACUUCAGGCCGUCCUGGUCCUGUUCUCGUCGAUUUGCCUAAAGAUGUCACUGCCGGUAUCCUCAGAAACCCCAUUCCUACUGAGUCGACUAUCCCAUCUCGUUCGCUUGCUAAUCUCGCUUCUGUUGCUGUUAAUGAAAUGCAAGAAGCUACCAUUCGCCGAGCUGCUGAACUCGUCAACAAGGCCAAGAAACCUCUUAUUUAUGCCGGUAACGGUAUUCUGAACUCUGAAGAGGGUCCUAAACUCCUUAAAGAGCUCGCUGAUAAGGCCGAUAUCCCUGUAGCUACUACUUUACAUGCUCUUGGUGCGUUUGAUGAGACUGAUGACAAGGCCAUGCACAUGCUGGGUAUGCACGGAUCCGUGUAUGCUAACCAUGCUAUUCAAAAUGCUGAUUUGAUCAUUGCUCUGGGUGCUCGUUUUGAUGAGCGUGUUACUGGUACUAUCUCCAAAUUUGCACCUGCUGCUCGUCUGGCCGCUUUAGAGAAGCGUGGUGGUAUCAUUCAUUUCGAAAUCCUGCCCAAAAACAUCAACAAGGUUGUCGAGGCUACUGAGGCUAUUGAAGGAGAUGUGGCUAAAAACCUCGGUCGUUUCCUGCCUUUUGUUCACGAGGCUAAACAUCCUGAAUGGAGAGCUCAAUGUGCUCAAUGGAAGGAUAAGAACCCCUUCAGGUAUGAAGAGGAUGUUAUUGGCGAGCCCAUUCGUCCUCAAACCGUUGUCACUACUCUUUCCAAGGUUUGUGAGCCUAUUAAGGACAAAGUUAUCAUUUCUACCGGAGUUGGCCAGCACCAGAUGUGGGCUGCUCAGUUCUUCCGAUUCAAGCAUCCCCGUACUCUUAUCACUUCCGGUGGUUUAGGAACCAUGGGAUACGGACUUCCAGCUGCUAUUGGCGCCAAAGUCGGUCGUCCCGAUGCUGUUGUCAUUGAUAUUGACGGAGAUGCCUCGUUCAACAUGACCCUGACCGAGCUGACGACCGCUGCCCAAUUCGGCAUCGACGUCAAGAUCAUUGUGUUCAACAACGAAGAACAAGGUAUGGUCACCCAAUGGCAAUCUCUCUUCUACGAAGACCGGUUCGCCCACACACACCAAUGGAACCCAGACUUUAUGAAACUCGCCGAAGCCAUGGGUGUCAACGGUAUCCGCAUUUCUAAAUUAGAGGACCUCGAGGCCGGUCUGCAACAGAUGCUCGACACUAAGGGUCCUACUCUUGUCGAGGUCAUUGUCGACCAGAAAGUACCUGUACUGCCACUCGUUCCCGCCGGCAAGGGUCUUGACGAGGGAAUUGCAUACGAUGCCACUGUCGAGGCCGAACGGAAACGUCUCCGAGCCGAAAGACUCGAGAAAAUCGCCGCCAAAAACGCCGCUGCCGCUGCUCUUGCUGCUGCCAAAAAGAACUAG